Molecule: messenger RNA, 812 nt
Organism: Populus euphratica (Euphrates poplar)
Lineage: Eukaryota; Viridiplantae; Streptophyta; Magnoliopsida; Malpighiales; Salicaceae
Product: endonuclease V-like
Exons: 5
Coding region: 195-812 (205 amino acids)
Biological process (GO): DNA repair
Cellular component (GO): cytoplasm; nucleolus
Molecular function (GO): RNA endonuclease activity producing 5'-phosphomonoesters, hydrolytic mechanism; single-stranded RNA binding
Source: RefSeq, a predicted model, not a curated record
UAAUUUAUUUCCUUCGAUUCUGGUGGGUGACAAGCUAGCGGUUGAAGUUCUUAUCAUUUGUUACUAAAUUAAUCAUUUAAACGUAAAUAUACUGCGUGAUUGAUGGGCGGCGGCUAGCAAUCUGUGGUUUUGGCAACUGGGCUGAAGAUAGUUCAAACGGAUUUUAGGCAAGCUUGCAAGCAACGAUUACAUCUAUGGAUGAUCAUGGUCUUCGUCAUGGACGGGAUCGGGGAGAAUCAUCAUCAUCAUCAAUUGAAAUCCAAAAUCAAUGGAGAGAGAUUCAAGAUUUACUUAAAGAGAGGUUGAUAACACAGGAUGAUUUCCCUUGGAAACUGCCCAUACCCAGCAGCAGCGGCAAUGUUGUUGUUGAAGAAGAAGGAACGUUAUUGAAAUAUGUGGGUGGGGUUGAUGUAAGCUAUUCUAAGGAAUUAGACUCAGCAGCAGCAGCAGCAUCAACGGCAGCAUGCGGAUGUGGAAGCCUUGUUGUUUUGGAUGUCACCACUCCCACUCUGCAAGUCGUCUACCAAGAUUUCUUUCUCCUCACCAAUUUCGAUGUCCCUUAUAUUCCUUCCUUCCUUGCUUUCCGAGAGGCUCCAAUACUGUUACAACUGUUACAGAAGAUGAAAAAAACUGACAAUCCAUUCCACCCCCAGUUACUGCUUGUUGAUGGCAAUGGUUUGCUACAUCCUCGAGGUUUCGGCUUGGCUUGCCAUCUUGGUGUUCUGGCUAAAAUCCCCACCAUUGGCAUAGGAAAGAAUGUAACUAACCUCGUACUACUUCUAAAUUACUACUCUUUUAUUACCAAAUGCUAA